Molecule: messenger RNA, 2460 nt
Organism: Nymphalis io (European peacock)
Lineage: Eukaryota; Metazoa; Arthropoda; Insecta; Lepidoptera; Nymphalidae
Gene: Trxr1
Product: thioredoxin reductase 1, mitochondrial
Exons: 9
Coding region: 162-1709 (515 amino acids)
Biological process (GO): cell redox homeostasis; cellular response to oxidative stress; glutathione metabolic process
Cellular component (GO): cytosol; mitochondrion
Molecular function (GO): flavin adenine dinucleotide binding; thioredoxin-disulfide reductase (NADPH) activity; glutathione-disulfide reductase (NADPH) activity
Source: RefSeq, a predicted model, not a curated record
AUUUGUGAGUGUUGUCUCUUUCUCGCACCGUACAGUUACCAAAAGGUCUCUUUAUAAAGUACGCGACAGCAAGUCUAGAAUAUUAAUUGAACCGUUGUCGAAUAGACGUAAGCAUACCGCGUUAACGUUUUGAAUAUUUAGUGACAAAGUUUUAAUUGAAAAUGGCACCAAUAGGUGGAUGGAUGUGUUGUGGACGUAAGACCAAGUUGGUAGCCCCUUUGGUUAAUCAUGACCAAGAUGGAAGUUACGACUAUGAUUUGGCCGUUAUCGGUGGUGGGUCGGGAGGCCUGGCCUGUGCUAAAGAGGCUGUGAAUCUUGGAGCAAAAGUUGCAGUGUUAGAUUACGUAACACCAUCACCUCAAGGCACAAAAUGGGGUCUUGGAGGAACCUGUGUGAAUGUUGGGUGCAUUCCAAAGAAAUUAAUGCAUCAAGCUGCUUUACUCGGAGAGAGCAUACAUGAAGCGGUAUCGUAUGGAUGGGAAGUGCCUUCAAUAAACAAUGUGAAAAUUAACUGGUCAGCAUUGACUGAAUCCGUCCAGAACCACAUCAAAUCUGUCAACUGGGUCACCAGGGUCGAUCUGAGGGAAAAGAAAAUCGAAUAUAUCAACGGUUUAGGCGAGUUCAAAGACCCCCAUACAAUUAUUGCCACGUUAAAGAAUGGUAGCAAGAAGGAGCUGACGGCAAAGAACAUUGUGAUUGCUGUAGGAGGAAGGCCGCAUUACCCAAAUAUUCCCGGAGCCAAGGAUUAUUGUAUCACCAGCGACGAUAUCUUCAGUUUGAGCCAUCCCCCUGGAAAAACGCUUGUCGUUGGAGCUGGAUAUAUCGGUCUAGAAUGCGCCGGUUUCCUGAACUCUUUGGGCUACUCUUCGACGGUUCUUGUCCGAUCGGUUCCAUUGCGUGGAUUCGACCAGCAGAUGGCCAGCAUGGUCACCAACGAAAUGGAGGAGAAGGGCGUGAAGUUCCACCACAAUUGCAUCCCAUUGUCGGUUGAGAAACUCGAGUCUGGCCAGUUGAAAGCAUGCUGGCUGAACACGCAGACGAAGGAACAGAGCGAAGAGGUCUUCGACACGGUACUCCUGGCGACAGGACGAUAUGCGCUCACCGAAGAACUCAAUCUGCCGGCUGCUGGCGUCAAUUCGCUGUCCGAGACCGGCAAGAUCGUGGCGGAGGGCGAGCAGACGAACGUGUCGCACGUGUUCGCGGUGGGCGACGUGCUGCACGCGCGGCCCGAGCUCACGCCGGUCGCCAUCCACGCCGGCCGCCUGCUGGCGCGCCGCCUGUUCGCGGGCGCCGCGCAGCACAUGGACUACGACAACGUCGCCACCACCGUCUUCACGCCGCUCGAGUACGGCUGCGUCGGCCUCGGCGAGGAGCAGGCCGUGCAGAGACACGGUGCGGAUAAUCUAGAAAUCUACCAUGCGUUCUACAAGCCAACUGAAUUCUUCAUCCCGCAACGAAACAUCCGUAAUUGUUACCUAAAGGCGAUAGCAUUACGGGAAGCUCCUCAACGUAUCUUGGGUUUACAUUUCGUGGGACCGGUCGCUGGCGAGGUCAUACAGGGCUUCGCUGCUGCUAUGAAGUGCGGCAUCACAAUGGAACAGCUGAUGAACACGGUCGGCAUCCACCCAACGGUUGCAGAGGAGUUUACCCGGCUCAACAUCACCAAACGUUCCGGCAAGGACCCCAACCCCGCGUCCUGCUGCAGCUAAACUAUGACGGUGGAUAACAAUACUAUCUCGGUCGAAAUGUCUUCGUUCGUAAAGAUUAAUAAAAGAAAAGAUUAGUUAAAAAUGUUUGUCAUGAUAUUUUAAUCAUUACUAAAUGUUACUUAUAAAUUUAAAAAUAUAUUUUCGCGUUGAAACCGCCUUGUUGCUGAAGUAAAUUGAGUUAUUGAUUUUAAAAACUGAUGUUAAGUCUUAAAAUAUUAUAUUGCAUCAUGAAGUAAUGUUCGAACAUAGCAAAAAAUCGUUAUAAUAAUUUAUGUACUAACAAGUAACAAACAGUAGUUUUUUUAGACAAAAUAUUAAGGGAUAAUAUAUUUCAUGUGGUUUUAUUAAUAUAGUAACACAUGUUAAAAGGUCACUACAAGCGUUUUUUAAUCUGUAAGCUCAUAGAUAAAAAACGUUUCGUCAGUAUCAUUGUUAAAACCUGUUUUUGAGAAUUUCUUGCCUCGUAUCGUAUUAUUAUUAGUACAAAAGACAUUAAAUUAAAAUUUAUAAAAUAUGAACAAUAUUUUAAGAACAAAAUUAUAUUAUAUAAAAGUAUGUCAUAUUGUUCCGAUACCGUCAGCUCAGUAUUAUCGAUGUUAGUUGAUGUUAUAUGUUAAUUAAUGUUGUCCAGUGUUACUCCAGUGUAAGCACGCAGGCUCACAUUCCGUCGACGCACGCGCACGGAUUAAUCAGUGUUGAUCACUCUUCUUUUAUCGUCAUUUCAAUUCUAAUAAAGUGAUAUAUUUUUUAA